Molecule: messenger RNA, 771 nt
Organism: Theobroma cacao (cacao)
Lineage: Eukaryota; Viridiplantae; Streptophyta; Magnoliopsida; Malvales; Malvaceae
Source: RefSeq, a predicted model, not a curated record
AUGUGGGAAAAGUGCAGGUCUUUUCAGAUUCUACUGAUGUUUCUUUGGUUUUGCCUUGGCAUAACAACUGCGGAUGGCUUCAACCUAAGUGCCAAAGAGGAUAACAUCCGAUGCAUAGAGAAGGAGAGACGUGCUCUCCUUAUGUUCAAGCAAAGCAUUGUUCAUGAUUCUGGUCGACUUUCGUCAUGGGGAAGCAAAGAUGGAGAAAAAGAUUGUUGUCUAUGGCGAGGUGUCCGGUGUAGCAACAGAACAGGCCAUGUAAUCAUGCUUAACCUUCAUAAUCCUCUUGAUGACUAUUAUGCCUAUCAGAAUAAUCGUCUGAGAGGUACGAUUAAUCCUUCACUGCUUGAACUGCAACAUUUAAGAUAUUUAGACCUUAGUGAAAAUGAUUUUGGAGGAAGUCGAUUUCCAAAUGUAAAUGACUCCCUAAGCAAGUUAAGAUACCUCGAUCUUCAUGGAACUGGAUUAAAUUCUGCAAUACUGUAUCAGCUUGGGAAUCUUUCUUCUUUACGAUAUCUCGACCUUAGUUCGAAUAACCUUAGUGAAGCCAAGGAUUGGCCGCAACUACUCAACAAGCUUCCUUACCUAGAAGACUUGAAGUUGAGCGAUUGUAGUCUUCCGAUUAUCCUUUCUCCACCUUCCCUCACUAAUUCUACUUCAACACAAAUUUCUAUUGAUCUGUCAAGAAACGAACUUACUUCUUCCAUUUACCCGCUGUUGUUCAAUAUUACCAGCCAAAUUGUUGAUCUUAACCUUGAUGAUAACUCGUGA